AUGGGCCUGUACACAGCAGCUUUCCUCCUGGGAGCCUUGAUCUCCACUGUUGGUGGCAAUGAUGUGGAAGGCUACUCCAAAACUGAAGGUGCAUGGAUUAUCUCACUGAAUAAACGAGCGUAUUCAGUUAACACUGUGGCUGAGUGUGCCACCAAAUGUGACACCGAAACAUCUUUCACAUGCAAGUCUUUUGUCUAUAAUGAAAAGGACCAAGAGUGUUUGACAACAGCAGCAAACUCUAAAACAGACAGUGUCUUUCGCAGAAGCAGCACAGCUUUAUAUGAAAAAAAUGCAUAUCUUCUGGAGUGUGUAAAUGGAAUAGGAAGAGAUUACAGAGGAACAAAGUCCAGAACAAACUCAGGAAAGAUCUGUCAAAGAUGGGACUCAAACUACCCACACAGGCCAAAUUUCAUGCCGCAGAGCAACCCACUAGCAGAUCUGGACUCCAAUUUCUGCAGAAACCCUGAUGGGGACAGCAAUGGACCGUGGUGUUACACUACUGAUGCUAACACCCGCUGGGAGCACUGCAACGUACCCAGCUGCUCUGAGGAAUGUAUGGUCUGCAAUGGUGAGAAUUACAGAGGAAAAAUCUCCACCACUGAAAAUGGCUUCACCUGCCAACGCUGGGACUCCCAGAAACCUCACAACCAUGGCUACAAUCCUAGCACUCUUCCACUAAAGUAUCUGGAGGAGAACUACUGCAGAAACCCAGAUGGAGAUCCCCGACCAUGGUGCUUCACCACUAGCUCAUCCAAACGGUGGGACUUCUGCUCCAUACCGCGCUGCACUACUGAACCUCCCACCAUCAUCCCAGAGGUGGACUGUGUCACCAAUGAAGGUUUAGCAUACCGAGGAACAAUUGCUGUUACGGAGACUGGCAAAACGUGCCAGAGCUGGUCGGCUCAGACGCCACAAAUACACAACCGAACUCCACAAAACUAUCCCUGCAAAGGUCUAGACAAUAACUACUGUCGCAACCCUGACAAUGAAAGGAGGCCCUGGUGCUACACAACUGACCCUGACACUCGCUGGGAGUACUGCAAUGUGACACGGUGUGGGAAUGAAGCUGCACCAGAUGAUCCAGUGAUCCCCCCAGAUGCAGAAAACUGCUAUGAAGGGAAUGGUUUCAGUUAUCGGGGCAUAACAUCAGAGACCAUCAGUGGGAAAAAAUGUCAGAGAUGGAGCUCCAUGACUCCUCACAGACAUGAAAAAACUCCAGAGGCCUUCCCAAAUGC
Messenger RNA from Pundamilia nyererei, 1235 nucleotides. Its product is annotated as plasminogen-like. Gene Ontology annotation, molecular function: signaling receptor binding; endopeptidase activity. The record is from RefSeq and is a predicted model, not a curated record. The annotation marks the transcript as partial. The transcript has 10 exons. Lineage: Eukaryota; Metazoa; Chordata; Actinopteri; Cichliformes; Cichlidae.